Histoplasma mississippiense is the source of this 969-nucleotide messenger RNA. RefSeq lists its product with no specific name. The record is from RefSeq and is a predicted model, not a curated record. The transcript is spliced from 5 exons. The coding region runs from base 1 to 969 and encodes 322 amino acids. NCBI's taxonomy places the organism in Eukaryota, Fungi, Ascomycota, Eurotiomycetes, Onygenales, Ajellomycetaceae.
AUGCCACCCAACGAAGCAAUUAUAGAGCAAGCGAUCGCUCAAUUGAAUCGACAAUUGAUUCCUAAAUAUGCUGAGGUUGCAAAGGAAUUCGGAAUCAAUCGCGUUACCUUGAUGCGGCGGUUCAAAGGUCAACAGGUCUCCAGAACAGAGGCAACAUCAAUCUACUGUCAGAAUCUCACGAAUACUGAAGAACAACGCCUCCUAUUUCAUAUUAAUCAGUUAUCCAAUCGCGGCUUCCCUGUAACACUUCAAAUACUGCGCAAUUUUGUAUUUGAGAUCACCAAAAUGCAAUUGCAGGAGAAGAUCAAGCAGUAUAAUAUCCUACCCCAGAACACCUACAAUUUCGAUGAAAAAGGCUUUCUUCUUGGCCUCCUUCGUACCCUCAAGCGAAUCGUUUCUAUAGAAGCUCUCAAACGGAAGCAUACAAUUGGAGCAGUGCAGGAUGGCAGUAGAGAAUUCAUUUCUCUGCUUGCCGGUAUUUGUGCAGAUGGAACUACAAUUCCACCUGCACUCAUUUACCGCGGGGAAUCAAGAGAUAUGCAAGAUACGUGGCUUGAAGAUUUUGAUUCUAAAAAGGAUCAGGCAUACUUCGCUGCUUCAGAAAAUGGAUGGAGUAAUGAUGAAUAUGGGUUAACCUGGCUGAAACAGCGUACACCUACAUCUAUACGAGCUUUGCGAGGCCUGAUAAAGCAGGCAAGCCAACGUCACCGCCGACUUUCAGUUGAUAUUAAAAGAAUUCUCCGCGCUGGGGAGAAUAUUGCUCUGGACAGAGAGGUUCUCUUAAUAGAGAAUAAGAAUCUUCAGACUGCUCUAAAUAAUGAGAGAAGGCGACGCAAACGGGAGAAGCAACAGCGAGAUGAACAGAAGCUUCAACUGCAAAAAGAGAAGGAAGAACUUGGCAAAGAAGGCACUCGCGGAGGCCUCAAAGAGGCCUACAAGAAGAUCAACAGUGGGCUCAAAACACCGUAG